AUGCGAUGGAGUGCCCUGUCACUGCGGCACCAGCAAGAGAAUGCGUUUGCAGCACUCGCGCGGCAAUGCAGGGACAUGGACGCUGCCGCUCGGCUCCACUCGCAGAUCUCGCGCUCCGGGCUGCUGGAUUGCAGCACCUUUCUGGGAAAUCUUGUUGUCCAGAUGUAUGGAAACUGCUGCGGCAUGGAAAGCGCGCGGGCCGCGUUUGAUCGGAUCAGCGCGCGGAAUGUUUUCUCCUGGAACAUCCUCCUCGCAGCGUAUGCCCGGAAUGGAAAUUUUGUUCUAACGCUGCGGCUUUUUCUGGAGAUGGUGAUCGAGGGAGAGGUUCUUCCCGAUGGGUUCACGUACGCUACAGCGGUCCGUGCUUGCUCGUCAGCCCAAGGUCGGGGUUUAGCCGUGCUCGGGAUGGAAAUCCAUGCAUGUGUGAUCGAAACUGGACUUGAAUCCGAUGUUUACGUAGGAACGGCUUUGAUUACCAUGUACGGAAAGCUCUUCAUGCUUGAUCACUCAAGAGAAAGCUUUGAUGUGAUUGUGGAAAAGGAUGUCGCAUCUUGGAAUGCGCUGCUAACAGCAUAUGCCCAAACCGGGCAUCUUGGAUGUAAGAAAGCGAUUUCUUGUUUCUUUCAUUUGGAUUUGGAGGGAGUGAAGCCCGAUUUCUUCACAUUUGUGGAGUUAGUCUCUGCGUGCACGCAACUAGAAGAUCUAAGCCAAGGGAGAGUGAUCCAUAGCAGAAUCCUUGCUCUUGGGUUUGAAAACGCUGUGUCGAUACACAAUGCGCUGGUCUACAUGUAUGCCAAGUGUGGCUGCAUCGAAAGCUCGCAAGCGGUGUUUGAUCAGAUCAUUGAAAAAGAUGUUGUGGCCUGGACUGCUAUGAUCACGGCAUUUACCACAACUGGGCAAAUCCACCAAGCGAUGGAGCUGUUCUUGGUCAUGGAUCUCGAGGGAGUCCAACCCAGCGUUCCCACAUUCGCGAUCAUCCUCUCUGCGUGUUCCAGCGUCGCCCAAGUCCGCCAGAUCCACACAUGCAUUGUGGACUGCCGCUUUGACUCGGACGUAGUCGCAUGCACGGCAUUGAUCAAUGCCUACUCGAGCUUCCUGUGCCUGGAAGAAUCACGACGAGUCUUCGAUGAUCUCCCAGUUCACGACACCGUGGCCUGGAACUCGAUCCUCGCCGCGUGUGUCGAGAACGGCAACGAUCGCCGCUUCCGAGAGGCCGCCCACGAGAUGGAUCACGAGGGCGCCAAGCCCAACGCGCAGACGUUUAUAAUCCGGAUCGAGGCGUGCUCCAGGCUCGGAUCGCUCGAUCUAAAAGACGCUCGAAACAUCCAUAGCCUGGUGAUCCACUGCGGCUACCAUCGCCACAAUGAGAUCCUCACGGGAUUGAUCACUAUGUUCUCAAAAUGCGGGAUCUUGGAUGACGCCAGACGGGCAUUCGAGAGCCACGGCGAGAGGAACGUUGUGACUUGGACUGCCAUGAUCGCGGCAUAUGCCCAGAAAGGGUAUCUAGUGCUGGGACUAGAGCUCUUCCAGACGAUGGAGGCGGAGGGAAUUCUUCCGGAUACCGCGGCCCUCGCCAGUGGGAUCUCCUCGUGUAGCUCGCUGGAGGAGCUGCGAGCGAUGCAUCAACGGGUAACGAGCGAGAAUCCGAGCGAUUCCGCGAGGCUGACGCUUGGAACAGCGCUGGUGGCGAUGUAUGGUAGCUUCGGCCGGAUCGAGCUCGCCGCGGCGGCGUUCGCGUCGAUUCCAGCCAAAGACGCGGUGGCAUUCGCCGCCAUGAGCGUUGCGCUGGUGGAGAACGAGUGCUACGAGGAGGCGAUCGAGCUCUUGGAAGAGAUGGAAGCUCAUUCCCUCCAGCCAUCGCCGGCCACCAUCGUCAACGCCGUGAACUCGUGUACCUGUCUCGGCGAGCUCGUCGCGGGCCGGGCGAUCCACCGCAAGCUCGAGGGGCUCCACGACGUGAUCUUCCCGGCGGUGGUGGCGGCGCUGCUCAAUCUAUACGGGCGGUGCGGCAGCCUCGCCGAGGCGAGCGCGCUCUUCAAUGCCUCGCACAAGCGCACGGUAGCAUCGUGGAAUGCGAUGAUCGCAGCGUAUGCACAGCACGGGCAUCUGCCCGAGAGCCUGGAUCUCGUCCACCAGAUGCAGCUCCACGGAUCUCUCCCGGACAAGUUCACCUACAUCGAGAUCCUGCAAGCGUGCUCUCACUCGGGCACUCGCAAUCUCGGCUGGAGCUACUUCGUGAGGAUGGGCAUGGAUCACGGGCUCAUCCCGGCGAUCGAGCACUACGUUUGCGUGGUGGAUCUCCUGGGCCGGAUCGGGCAGCUCGAGCUAGCCGAGAGAGUGGUCAAGGGGCUUCCGUACGAGCCCGACGUGGCGGCGUGGAACUCCUUGCUGGGAUCUUGCAAGAUCCAGGGGGAUAUGCCCCGGGCCCAGGACACGGUGGGCGCCGUACUCAAGCUCCAGGCCGAGAGCGCCGCGCCGUACGUGCUGCUGGCCAAUUUGUACGCGGCGGCGCGGCGGUGGGAGGACGUGGCCAUGGUACGGAAGGCUAUGGCCGAUAGGGGGAUUCGAAAGCCCACCGGGCGAAGCUUCCAGUGCGUUUAG
This is a messenger RNA of Selaginella moellendorffii, 2601 nucleotides long. RefSeq names its product pentatricopeptide repeat-containing protein At2g34400. The transcript has a single exon. The record is from RefSeq and is a predicted model, not a curated record. Gene Ontology annotation, biological process: RNA modification. The coding region runs from base 1 to 2601 and encodes 866 amino acids. Lineage: Eukaryota; Viridiplantae; Streptophyta; Lycopodiopsida; Selaginellales; Selaginellaceae. Gene Ontology annotation, molecular function: protein binding; RNA binding.